Messenger RNA from Callorhinus ursinus (northern fur seal), 3280 nucleotides. RefSeq names its product synaptotagmin like 1 (gene SYTL1). Gene Ontology annotation, biological process: exocytosis; intracellular protein transport. Lineage: Eukaryota; Metazoa; Chordata; Mammalia; Carnivora; Otariidae. Gene Ontology annotation, cellular component: exocytic vesicle; plasma membrane. Gene Ontology annotation, molecular function: neurexin family protein binding; small GTPase binding. The record is from RefSeq and is a predicted model, not a curated record.
UGAGCACGAAACCCUCCCAUGAUCCCAGUUGGGAAGAACUGGCAGUAGCCUUGGGAGGUGGGGCUGUGCAGACCGGCACCUUGGACCUGUCCCCUUAACCAGGGCUGCACAGCCUGGGAUAGCCAAGAGGGCCUCCCCAGCCCCUGGCCUCUGCCCUACCCAUCCGUCAUAUUGCCAGGUUCCUCUUGCUGACCCCCAGCGAUCAGGUCACUGCCCUGCUCUCCAGCAAGACGGCAGCACUUGCUCGUUUCUGGUCCUUUGUUUUCCACCUGUUGAAAUCGUGGUCCUUCUUUCCAAGACUUGGCUUCAAAGCCUCUUCCUGCGUGACGUCUUUCCUAACCUUGCUCUAUGGCGUGUGUCGUUUUAGUUGAACUAGCAAAGGAUUUGGUCUCUGAAUCCUGAGGGUCUUUUGUGUUCAUCCUGACAGCUGCCUUGAGCACAGCCCUAGCGGCUGGCCCCCAGGGCCCUGGAGGGGUCUAUCAGCUCAUCCCAGACUCUGCAGAGCUGGGGUUUCUCCAGGGCAAGACAGAGGAGCCCCCUCCCUUCUUCAUAGCAAUUCCAUUUUCAAAAAUGCAUUUUGCGUAUUGGGAUCCAUCUGAGGGUUGUUUGGGGGGAGAAGGAGUUCCAGUAUGGAGGACAACCACAGCAGAAUGGAUAGACAAAAGUAGUAAGGUCUGCUCCCGCCCAGCAGAACUUUAAAUUAGCCUUGGGGAAACAGGAUAUGAAGAGGUGGCUGAAUGCUUACUGUGUGCUAAGCCUCGUAAUGAAGUGUCAUUUAUCCUCACCACAGCCCAGUGAGGCCGGUGCUGUCGUCCCCAUUUUACAGAUGAAGCAGGCACAGAGGGGUAAAGUGGUUUGCUCAAGGGCACAGAGGUAGGAAGAGUGGAACCGCAUUCAAGCCCAGUAGCCUACUUCCUCAGAACCACCCUGUGGCUGGAGCACAAGGGGUAAAGCAGGAAGGGGCUGUUCUCCAAAGGACUGGCUACUGUGACCAAAGAGAAGGGAGAAUGGAUGCUGGAGGCAAGCCAGGGGACACUCCUUGCUCCAGUCCCAGGAGAUAGCUGCUGUCGCUGCCCUUGUUUUAUAAAGGCAGAGGGUGAGGCUUACAGAGUUUGUCACUGAUCCAAGUCCACGGGGGACCGUGUGGCAGAGCCAGAAGUUUAAGCCCGACCUGUUGGCCUUCAGGCCCCUGCCUCUUCACCUAAGUGCAAUGACAGCCUGGAGGCAGGGGAGCCCCAGAAGGAGCGGCGGCAAGUGGGGAGAGCACUCCUGCGGCUGGGGACUGGGGAGCAGCAAAGGAAGCAGAGUCUUCGGGGGCAGCUCCUCCAGGCUGCUGGUUGAGUCAGCCUUAGUCCCUCUCUGCUCUGCUCCCCAAGUUGAGCUCUGAAACUCGGCUGCCAGCAGUGCAGGAGAGCCCAGGUCACCCUGCGAAGGUGUCUGAUCCAUACUGGACCCCUACAGGUCGCCACGUGUGCCCAGCUGGGGCACUGCCCCAGCUGAUGCCCCAGAGGGGCCACCCAUCUCAAGAGGGGCUCCGGGCCCUGCCCGGCCUCCUCAUGGCACACAAGCCACAGCCUGAGGCUGAUGGAUUGUUGGACCUCAGCUUCCUGACAGACGAGGAGCAGGAGGCUAUUGCCGAUGUCCUGAAGCGAGAUGCCUGCCUUCGCCAGUUGGAGGAGGGCCGGGUCAGUAAGCUUCGGGCCUCACUGGCAGACCCUGGGCAGCUGAAGAUCCUGACAGGAGACUGGUUCCAGGAAGCACGCUCACAACGGCACCACCAUGCCCACCUUGGCUCUGAUCUUGUCCGAGCCUCUAUCCGCAGAAAGAAGAGCUCCAUGGGAGACCAGGCUCCAGGCAGCGAUGGGGAGCCUGAAACUGCUGAGAAAGAAGCUGAAGAGGAGCUGGAGCCCAGGCUCCCCAUGGACAAGGCACCCCAAGAGAUGCUCACCAAGGAUGAGAAACCUGAUUUCCCCUCACCAUAUGUCCCGCUAAAGGCUUCAGAUCAUGAGGAAGAGCCCCAGGCCCAGGAAGCCCCGGGCCCCGGGGACUCGCAGGUCUUUGCAGAGGAGGCGGACCCGGAGCCGGAGCCGCGGUCGCGGGAAGCUGAGUCGCCGCCACCCCCAGCCCAGACCCAGACGGCGCCCAAGAUCCUGGAGAACGGGGAGGAGGCUCCGGGGACUGGCCCCUCACUCGACCGUAUGCUCAGCAGCAGCUCCUCGGUGUCCAGCCUCAACUCCUCCACGCUGAGCAGCAGCCAGCUGAGCCUGUCCGGGGAGGCCGAGGCGGGCGCGGUGCAGGUGCGCGGCUCGGUGCACUUGGCGCUGCGCUACGAGCCGGGCACCGCCGAGCUGCGCGUGCACGUGAUCCAGUGCCAGGGCCUGGCGGCCGCGCGACGCCACCGCUCCGACCCCUACGUCAAAAGCUACCUCCUCCCGGAUAAGCAGAGCAAGCGCAAGACGGCGGUGAAGAAACGGAAUCUGAACCCGGUCUUCAACGAGACACUGAGGUACUCCGUCCCGCAGGCCGAGCUCCGGGGCCGCGUGCUGAGCCUGUCCGUGUGGCACCACGAAAGCCUGGGUCGCAACAUCUUUUUGGGCGAAGUCGAAGUGCCUCUUGACACGUGGGACUGGGACUCUGAGCCCAUGUGGCUCCCCCUGCAGCCCCGGGUCCCGCUCUCUCCCGACGACCUCCCCAGCCGCGGGCUGCUCUCCCUGUCCCUCAAGUACGUCCCCGCCGGCUCCGAGGGCGCGGGACUGCCCCCCAGCGGGGAGCUGCACUUCUGGGUGAAGGAGGCUCAGGACCUCGCGCCACUGCGCUCAGGAACGCUGGAUACCUACGUACAGUGUUCAGUGCUGCCUGAUGACAGCCGGGCCAGCCGCCAACGGACAAGGGUGGUACGACGCAGCCUCAGCCCUGUGUUCAACCAUACCAUGGUUUAUGAUGGCUUCGGGCCUGCUGACCUGCGCCAGGCCUGUGCUGAGCUCUCCCUCUGGGACCAUGGGGCCCUGGCCAGCCGCCAGCUGGGGGGUACACGCCUCAGCCUGGGCACCGGCAGCAGCUAUGGGCUCCAGGUGCCCUGGAUGGACUCCACACCGGAGGAAAAGCAGCUGUGGCAGACACUCCUGGAGCGACCGUGUGAGUGGGUGGAUGGCCUUCUGCCCCUCAGAACCAACCUGGUCCCCAGGACAUAGCUGCCCUACAAGCCCCACCAAACUCCUCUCUGGACCCCCAUCUCUGGGCCUGCCCUUGGCGAAAACCAAUAAAGUCUAUUCUAAGGGCA